UCGGCGACGGAUGCCAGCUCCUCUGCCCAGAGUGUGUCGCGGGGAGCUGCGACCCCGUGUCAGGAGCGUGCGUCUGCCAGGCGGGCUACUGGGGAGCCAGCUGCAACGACACCUGCCCGGAGGGGUAUUUCGGCGUGAAUUGUUCCUCGCCCUGCCAGUGCUCCCGGGGGACCUGCCACCCCAUGCAGGGGAACUGCGUGUUGAGUUUGAAGGACCAUGGGGCUCUCGCAGCCGCCAUCCUCGUCCCACUCCUGCUGCUGCUGCUCUGCGUCACCUGCUGCUGCUGCGGAGCUGCCCCAGCAGAUGAGAGAGACAGGUACUAUUUUGUAUUUUGGAGCUUUUGGUGUACACCCUGUCCCCCAUGUCCCUUCAUGCCCGUCUCCCCACGCAGGGCAGCCGUGCCGGAUGACGACGUGCUGGCCAGGAUGAAGCACCACGUGCGGGGGGUGCUGGCAAACCUCAGCGCUAUGAUGCCUUGCUUUGCCCUGGGGGGCUACAAACUUCCCAAAGUCACAGGUGAAAAAAGCGUCGCUGCCGAAAAGCCCUUCCAGGCUGACACCCUCACCCCACGCUCUCUGCACUGUCACCUUUUGAGGGGGGAGCCUGAGUUGCUCUGCUGCCCCCAGCCCUGAGCACCCCAGGGUGCCUGGGCUCAGCUGGAUAUCUUCUCCCCAGUUUCCCACCACGACACAGAAAUUCCCUUCAACCCCAGCUUCAUCGAGCCGCCGUCAUCCGCCUGGGUCUCAGACAGCUCCUUCUCCUCCUCCUUCGACACGGACAAUGAGGGACCCGAGUACUCCGUCCCUCCCAGAGAAGGUGUCCCACUGCUGGGGGGGGCUGAGCUGCAGGAUGGGGCGUCCCCCCGCAGCGAGGUGCUCCCGGACCCAUCCGCCUUCGACUCCGAGGAUGUCUCGCAGCCCUUCGCCAUCCCCCGCACCUCCAGCAUCGCCAAGGCCAAGCGGCCCUCUGUGUCUUUCGCCGAGGGGACAAAAUUUGGGGCAAUGGAGACCCCCAGCCCUGGGCGGAAGCCCAAGACCCCAUGGGGCCCAUCCAAGCUGGCCACCCCGGGGGGACGCCGGCGGGUGGUUUCUGGCACCAGGCAUGUGGCCCAGAGAGUGGAGGCUCUAGAAGCGGCUGCAAAAUCCGGCAGCUGGGAAGCGAAGGGGAAGGAGCCCAACGUCACCACCAUCUACAUGAUGGUGGGAACGGCCGGGCAGGACCCCAAAGCGGAGGGGGGUGGCGAGGGACCGGUCCAGGCUGUGCUCAAGCGUCUGGGCAGUUUGCAGAGGGGCAAGUGGGCUGCAAAGGAGGAGCCCAAGGUGAGGAGGAGCGUGGAGGCCAUCCAGAAACCGCCUCGUCGAGCCCUGGCACAGCGCAGAGACUCGGAGAAUAGCUGCAGGCAGAGGGAGAGCAUCCCAGGGGCUCCUGCCGAGGCAUCCCCUGGCAAACACCAGCAUCUCCCUGGGAAAAGACAGUCCCUCCUUCUCACAUCUCCCUCGCCAAAAAGCAGCGAGGCCCAGGAUGGGGCCGGCGAUGCUGUGGGUGCCAUAGAGCAGGGCAAAAGCCCUGAGUUAGUCCUCAGCCUUGACGCAAAGGGACAGGCUGCCCCAGAGGAAGAGCCAAAAUACGAGAACGUGACAAACAGCAGUGCCAAUUCGCCCCCCAGCCCUACCAAGGAGUCACUGGCCACCCCUGUGGCCACCUGA
This is a messenger RNA of Eurypyga helias (sunbittern), 1706 nucleotides long. RefSeq names its product scavenger receptor class F member 1-like. Lineage: Eukaryota; Metazoa; Chordata; Aves; Eurypygiformes; Eurypygidae. Gene Ontology annotation, molecular function: scavenger receptor activity. The record is from RefSeq and is a predicted model, not a curated record.